Molecule: messenger RNA, 2348 nt
Organism: Linum tenue
Lineage: Eukaryota; Viridiplantae; Streptophyta; Magnoliopsida; Malpighiales; Linaceae
Source: the annotation of a GenBank genome assembly
CAAUAAUGAAAAUCUAGAAAACAAUUCGGAUAACUCAAUCCCACAGGCAAAGCCUGCAUUCCACCUCUGCAACAAAGAAGAGAGGAAGAGUUAAAAAUGGCGGCAACCUCCGUCUCUGCCUCGCUGGUCUCUUCAGUUACUAUCUCUAGUUCUUCUUCAUUCGCCUCCAAAGCAACUCUCACUUCAGCAAAGCUUUCGUCUUUGCCCUUUCCUUUAUCUACGCUGUCCAAUUCCGGUCUUAGUAAUGCCUUCAGGACACCGAAACCCUCGUUGCUGAGUUCAUCUUCAAGCCGGGCCUUUGUCGCUCCUGAAGCUUUGGAUUCUCAGGAAACGCUAAACCCACCUUCUGAAACCUUUGAUGACUCUGAUUCCGGCACUUAUGAGGUUUCAAGUUCCGAGACUCCGGGUUCUCCAUCACUCGACAUUGGUACCGAUACAGACAAUAUGGCCCCAAAGCAGAAGAUCAGAAUUAAACUUAGGUCAUACUGGGUACCCUUGAUUGAAGAUUCCUGCAAGCAGAUAAUGGAUGCUGCAAGGAAUACGAAUGCCAAAACCAUGGGUCCUGUGCCGUUGCCUACAAAGAAGCGAAUCUACUGUGUACUAAAAUCCCCUCACGUACACAAGGAUGCAAGAUUUCACUUCGAGAUUAGAACUCACCAGAGGCUAAUCGACAUUCUCUACCCAACUGCUCAAACAAUCGAUUCUCUUAUGCAGCUUGACCUCCCUGCUGGAGUUGAUGUGGAGGUCAAGCUAUGAGAAAGCAAUGCUUCAUUUAGCUCGUCGAGGUCUUCCACCUCUACAAACAGCAAGGAAAUGAAAGUUCGGUGUUCUACCAAAAGCUGGUGGAGUACGUGAACAGGGUUCUGUAAGAAACCGUGCUACUAGUUCAAUUAAUCACCCUUUUAGAUUCUUUGCUUAAAUGAUUUUGAUAGGUGUGUGGUAUGAAGAAUACAGAUAGUAGGCGGGACAUGUUCUUUUGUUACUCUGCGUAACGGGGUUGGGAAAAAGGAUAGGGGCAUCAUAGAACACUUCUCUGGUCACUAUCGCCAUGAAGGUGCUGGAAUGCUGCUAACUGUGCUCCUUGAUGAGGCUGCAUAGGAACAUUGUCAUUGCCUUAUGCCUAGCAUAUCUUGUUUCAUUCGUUGCACCUACUCAAACUAUCAUCAUCGUGAUUCGUGAAUUUGUUCCAGCCAUUCUUUUUGUUGUUUAGCCUAAAUCAGAUUGCCGAGAUUGCUACUGGCUAAGUGGCUAUGAUGAUUUGCCUCUCCAAGGUUCUGAAAGACCACAUCUGCGAAAAGAUGAUGAUCUUUUGUUAUGUGAAGUAAUAAAAGUGAGUGACACGACCGGACCGUCGCAUUGAGUGGAAAAGUUGGAGUCUUCUUCCUCUUUUCCAUCCUCUUGUUUCAUAUUGGUAGCUCGGAUAGGGACCGUAAACUCUUCCGAAUCAUUAAAGUUGCUUGUUUCUUUCUUUUGACUGGUACCUUUUUCUAGGGUGUCAAUGGCCGCAUACCACCCAUACAAGUGGAUUGAGCUUUUUUCAAUGUCAUUAUUGUCGACAAUGUUAUCUUGUCUCCAAAUAUCGUCAAUAUUCCUCCAUUUCCGUAGUCAUGGCUCACGACUGUUUCUCUGGUUUUCCACAGUAAUACCAUCUGCCAAAAUUGAGUGGUAGCAGACACACGCACGCAUUACUGUGUACAUGUAACUAUGGAGUGCACAUGGCUCAGUCGGGCAGACUGAAUUCCACCAUUUUUAAACAGAGCCGGCUGUUUAUCCACCAUUGACCACAAGCUAUGAAACCUCCUAUUACUAGAAUGAACACAGGGAAGGAGCUGGCCGCGUAUGCCUCCUAGUGAUCAGGUUUUAGCAACGACGGCCCAAGAAAUCCCGUAAGGAAAGUGAUAUGGAGCUGGAUUGCCAGUCAUUCCCCAUACGCAAUCGAUAGCGUCGGCCGCCGGCGCAUUUUUUUUCUUCUUCUAUAUAUUUCGACGGAAAGCCCAUUCGUGGUAGUUAGUGUAUGGAGGUAAUGGAAGGGAAGAUUGUAUUUGGAUGUCCAAGAUAAUAUUAUCAUAAUAUAUUUGUAUAUUAUUAAUACUCUGGUCGACGGAGGAGCAAAGGCAAAGCGAAAGUCAUUCAAGAGAACACAGUUAACGCCUUGACGGACUGUCGCCCCCGCGACAGAGAGGAGACAGUCAAAGAUUAUGGAUCUGUGGGCUGCGGCGUCAGCACUAACGUCACAAUAGUGUUGUUUGAGCACAUUGGGUUGCUUUUCUUUUCUUCCCCUUUUGGUUUUACUUGCUUGCUUGACUGCCCAAAUGAUUGUAUAAUACUUUACUUGAAUAAACCAUAAC